This is a messenger RNA of Gymnodraco acuticeps, 6842 nucleotides long. RefSeq names its product oxygen-regulated protein 1 (gene rp1). Gene Ontology annotation, biological process: retina development in camera-type eye; intracellular signal transduction; axoneme assembly. Gene Ontology annotation, cellular component: axoneme. The record is from RefSeq and is a predicted model, not a curated record. Lineage: Eukaryota; Metazoa; Chordata; Actinopteri; Perciformes; Bathydraconidae.
GAGGCUUUCACCGAGCACUCGGAGGAAUUACGGGUGCUCACUUUGCUGUUGUUUUAUCGACUAUAAUAUAGGUGAAAUGUGAAAAACACGCCAUCCCCACUCAAUAUGAGCGCCACACCUGUUGAGGAGCCUCCUGCCCAGGAGACAUCUGCCCAGGAAGGAUCCUCCGGCAGUGGGCAGACAUUACCCUUUAGACCCCUGCAGCCAAUCUCUGACCCCUCAGCUUCUAAAAGAGUAUGUUUCUACAAAAGCGGUGACUAUAAGUUCAGUGGGCAUCGCAUGGUCAUCAAUGCCCGCACCUUCAAGUCAUUUGAUGCCCUCCUGGAUGCUCUGUCAAAAAAAGUGCCUCUGCCAUUUGGAGUGAGGAACAUCACCACACCUCGUGGGACCACUGUGGUUAAGACUUUAGAUGACUUACAUGACGGGGGAUCGUAUGUGUGUUCUGACCAGAGACGGGUGAAGCCGAUAAACCUGGAAGAAGUGAACCGGCGGCAGGUACCAUGGAAUACCACCAGACCCCCCAGCGCAGGGCGAAAAAGGCGACAAGGAUCCAGGCUUGUUCCGUUAAGAAGAAGAAAUGAUGUUGUCACCAACAUUGUCCCAAAGAGGGUCACAGUUCGGACACCAAAGAGGCUUGUGGUCAUCAAAAAUAAGGACCCCAAUGUUAAACGCACAAUCGUGUUGCAGAGAAAAACAGCACCAACAUUCGAUGCUUUACUCGACUACCUCUCCCAGAGCCUGCUGUUCCCAGUGCUGAAACUCUUCUCUACGGAUGGCAGAAGAAUUGAUGGUCUUGCAGGACUUAUCCUGUGCUCUGGAGUUGUUGUAGCAGCAGGCAGUGAGCCUUUCAGAUUAGGAAACUACAGUUCUCAAGGAGCUGGCCAGAUGGCUCAAAUAAUGUACAUUGAUCCCGUGGAACCGUUGCAGCCCGGAACUGUCAACAACAAAUCUUUCUCGAGUGGAAGAGGCUCAAGGAAUUUUUCGCUAUCAUCAGAGAGAUAUAUUGUCAACCAGAUAAACAAGUCCAUAAAUGGAAGCACAAACGGUCCCUUGAAUCAGCACAACCGAUCAUUUGAAACAGAGGUCGAACAUCAUCCCACAUCCAAGGACAAAUGUGGAGAUGGGAUGGCUGAUAAUGACUCUCAUACUGGCAUUGUACCUCAUGAUGAUGACAUUGAAAAGUCUUUCUGUGUCAAUCAAGACGGCAGCAUGACAGUGGAGAUGAAAGUUCGACUGACUAUUAAAGAAGAGGAGAUGCUCCACUGGACUACAACGCUCAGCCGCUCAAGCCUUAGGAAUGGGACAGUUAGUGCCUCGGUAUCUGAGCUGGGCAACAGCUCACCUGACUCAAACAACAUCGUUGCCAAAGAGUCCUCUAGCGUCAGUGAAGAUGAAUCAAAAGAGAAGAACCAUACUUCUAAGAUUGGAAAGGGAGUUGGCUUUAAUGAUGAGCAAGGAUGUGAAGGCUACAAUUCCACGGCUUUUAGAAGAACUGGUUUCAAACGAACUCUUACACCAGGUCCUCUGCGCGUUACGAAGAGAGCGUCUCUUGAGAGUGUAAAGACGGUGACAGAAUCGGGAGUUCAGGAAAACACCAUGGGACAUUAUUCCUACAUAGAGAGGACAGCUGAUGGUGAGACGACGGAGGAGUACUGCGUUUUAAAACACAGCAGCAGCAGCAGCAGCAACAGGCUAAUUCCAAGACCUAGGCAAAGAAAGUCUUCAGAAGCAAGCAGCAAGGGCUCGCCCUCCUCCAUCAGUUCGUCAGGAGUAGCCGAGGUGCUUCAGAUACAGAGUAACGGGAUGGAGGUUACAGAGACUGUGAUGCAUAUUUAUGAGAGUCAACCCUGCUACGACAACUAUUUUGCAAAUGACGAAUAUAGCACAGACGGUGGGCCUUUGCAUGGCUCUCCUCCAGAGGCAGAAAGCAAACCGUCAUCCAGCAAUGGUUGUGAUAUUGAUUUUAGCGGGCAGCCACACACCUCUAACUCACAACAAAGACAGAAAGAGGAGAUGUUAUCAUUGUCUUCAGAGCCAAUAACUUCAAGACGUGAGAUGACUGCAACAAACUCCCAAAUACACGAUAGAGUAAAAAAAGGCAAUACUCCUAAAAGAGAGACAAAGAAAAAGACAAGAAAGACUGCUCAGAAUCCGAGGAGUUCCACGUCAACAAUUGGUUCGGACAAAAAGCUAAAAGAAAGCAUAGUUAGCCCCCCAAAAGAUAGCAAACAUUCAUCUACAGACAAGCAGAGCAGCAAUACAAGUGUGGUCAGAAAUACUCAGAGUUCAUCAGAAAGUGCUAAAAGUGGACAAAAGAGUAAAGGAACAGAAAAGCCUCAAAUUAAGAAAGUGGGUAAGGGUGAAACAAAGCCUGGGAAAGAGCAAGCUUCAUUAUUUGACAAUGAAAAUGUGAGUAAGACCCCACCUAAGAGACAAAACAUAAGUAAAACAGCUGCUAAAUUUAAUGGCCAUAAUGUAGAUACUCCAACUGUGAGGCCUCAAAUGAAAAAGAACAUCUCAGCCAUUUUUCAACCAAAGAAAGCACUGGUGCCAGUCCGAAAGACAAUAAGCAAGGCAAAAUCCAUGAAUGAAAAAAACUUACCAUCAUCUAAAAAGUCUUUAGUGGUAAAUGAGAGUUUUUCAGUACCUACUGUCAGUCCUUCACCCACUGAAAUCCACCAAUAUGUGGAGAACUGGUUAGAGAAAGUCAGCCCAGACCCUGUGCCAUACCCUGAAGAGGAACUCACAGAGCCUCGGGCAAAGGUCGUGUUUCAGAUCGGCGAUGAUUCUGAUUCCGAUGAAAAGAAUGAAUGCCAGGCAAAUCCAGAUGAGUACAAUACAUCGCCAAGUGAUGACAUCGAGAAGUCAGUUUCUUGUCUAUCAGUACCUUAUUUGAAUGAAGCUACAGCUCAGCGGUGCAAUGAAAAACCUCUAAGAGGGCUGUGUGCUUCAAUGCCCAGUGUUAGAGUCGAUCUUGUGUCCAACGAGAACAGAUUGAGACCAAACAAAUCUGCAGCAAUCCUCGGAACAGUUGACAAUGAAUCACCUUCAUCAACACCCAAGGGUUUGGACACAAAGGCACACAUAGAACCUCUCCUGCGGGAACUUUACUCUUCGAUUCACUGCCUCAAAAGUGCAUCUGAAACCAACGUAACAUCCAACCUAGAAAGGUCCAGCAGUCUUCCUGAUUUCUCAAAACAUGUGGCUGGAGUUGGCUCGUCAUGUAAAGCCUUUGUAUCAUUCUUAUCAGUGAUGACUCUACGAGACAACCAAAUAACAUCUGCGCCGAGAGAUGGCAACCAACCGAGCACCUCGGAGGCCUUGCUGAUGUUGGAGUCACUGCAAAUAAUUUCCGCUACCGAGGACGAGGGAGGGCAGAGGGCAAGUUUGACGGAUCUGCACAGCAGAACAUCUUCUACUUUCAGAGAACGCUGGAAGGAUUUCCAGAUUAUGAGAGAAAGACUAGAAAGUGAACCAAUAUCUGUCAAAGCUUCAGAAACAGAAUUUGCGCUGGAUCUUUCUUCUGAAGGAGGGGAUGCGUUCGAAGAUAUUGAAGAGCUAAUGGAUGAGUUGAAUAUGCCACAAGACCUCAGAGCAGAGAUUUCUUCAACAAUCCACCAAACUAAAUGUUUUUACCCUGUAGAGGAGAGCACUUUUGUAGAAAAUGAAAGAAAACAGUCAGACUCUGAGGAGGAUGUUGAACAAUUUGUUCAAGAAUGCAACAAUGUAACAAAAGAAUCACCAGAGCCUGAUACUAACUCCAUAGCUGAGGACAGUUCUCAGAGAAAACAGGAUCAUGCAUGUUCUGAACAUGCCAAGGAGAAAACCAAGUCAGAGAAAGAACCUGAUAAAGACUCAGAAACAUCACAGACAGGUGAGCACUUAACAGACCAAGAAAAGGAGGAAGAGGGACAAGUAGAGGAGGAGAGGGAGCUCACAAAUAACAGAGAUUAUGACAGUGAAGACACUAAAAAGGGAGAAAGGGACGAGGCAGAAGUGGGGACAGUGACGACAGUGGGUGAUGAAGAGGAGAAAGAAUCAGAAGUGGGAAAAGGGUGUUCAGAGGAAGAUGUUGAGGAAGUAGAGGAAGGGACAGAGAACCAUAUGACAGUGGAUGAGGAGGAAGUAGAAGAAAUUCAAGAAACAAGAGAGGAUGAUACUGUUGAGGAAACAGAUGAGAGAGAGGGUGAAGGGGAGACAGAGGAAGAGGAGGAGGGGGUUGAUGAGGAAGAGAGGGGGGAGGAAUGGAUAACUGAAGAGAGGCAAGGGGACGAGAUUGAAGAAGAGGCAGAUGGGGUUAUUGAGGAGUCAGAUAAAGGAGAGGAAGCAGAACAUAGAUUUGAAGAGAUGGUGGAAGAGGAGGAAGAAGAAGCAACAGACUCAGUUACUGUGGAAGAUGUAGAGGAGGGGGUUAUACGGGAGGGGGAGGAGGAGGAGGAGGGGGAGGAGGAGGAGGAGGAGGAGGAAGAAGAAGAAGAAGCAACAGACUCAGUUACUGUGGAAGAUGUAGAGGACGGGGUUAUACGGGAGGGGGAGGAGGAGGAGGAGGAGAGGGGGGAGGAGGAGGAGGAAGAAGAAGAAGAAGAAGAAGCAACAGACUCAGUUACUGUGGAAGAUGUAGAGGAGGGGGUUAUACAGGAGGGGGCGGAGGAGGAGGAAUAUGAUGAUGUGUUUAGGGGAAAAGAUGAGGAAGAGGACCACAUCGAAGUGGUAAGUGAGGAAAACAAUGAGGAGGAAGAUGAGGGGGAAAAAGAUAGAUGUCAAGAGACUGUGGAGGAUGGUGAGGAAGAAACAUGUGAGGAGUGUGAGGAGAGCAGGAACGAGUUAAAAGAAACUAGUCUUGAGGAAGAAUCAGAGGAAGAUGUUGUGGAGGAGAUUGAAGAACAUAUAAGAACAGAGCAAAUGCUAGAUGAAGAGGAGAGGGAAGAUGAUGAAGAAAAAGAUAGUAAUGCGGUACAUGAGGGGGUUGAGUCAAAGGAAGAAAAUGCUACUGAUGAAGCAGACAGUAUUGCUGCGGACAGAGAUUGUAAAAACGUACUAGAGGAGGCCUCGUGUUUGCUGUCGCAGAGUAGCUGUGAUGAAGCACAUGUAGAUUCAAAGGUAACAGAACCUAACACUGAAUCAUCAAACAAACAUUCCUCUGAGGGCCAGUGUGAGGAUGAUAAAGGUAAUGGGACAGACACUGUUCAUGAACUUGAAACCGACGAGGGAGGGGAGCCUCAGGGACACCCAGUGGAGAUAUCACAGGAAUUGCUUGACUUUGUUAACAAUGCCCUGCAGUGCUCUUCACUUAAAUUCACGUACGACACUCUGGGGAAAAUCCGGAUAGAGCCAGAUAAUGCUAGAGUAACACAAACUAAAACUGUUGUUCCAAUAUAUAACAAGGAUCCUUCAUAUGGCUUAAAGCGUCUGCCAUCCCCGACCACCUCAGAUUUGUCCGAUUACAGGCCAGAAUCGUCAGAGAGUGGUGGAUAUAAAACUCAGGAUUCGGUAGAUAUUGUCACAGAGAGCGGAGAAGAGGCUUCUCCAGGUUGCACCCCUGAGGGGAGAACACAUGUCAAGGGAGCCAACUCCAACCUUUCUGUUGACAGUAAUAUAGAAGUUUCGCCGAAUUCUCAAAUAAAAAGUCUGGGAAGUUCAUCCUCUGAUAUCUCAGGCAGUAAAAACUCAAAGGAGGAUCUGUCGUAUUUCAGUGCUGGAAGCUCACAGAAGGUCGACGCCGAUAAUGUCGCAGAGUGCAUGUCUUCCACGCCGCAGAAGGACUCACCUGAAGGGGUUUUGAUCGACCAAGGUAGAUGGCUGCUCAAAGAGAAUCACCUCAUCCGAAAAUCUCCUCCAGUCUCGCUGGGAAUGUACGGUCAGUUAGAUAGCACAUCUAUCGACACAGGCGACGAAAACAAUUGCGAGGAUGUCCCGUCCCAGCAAGACCUUCUUGCAGCCAUUUCCUCAUCAGAGCUCGAGGAGAUGGCGAAGCCUCUAACUCCAAAGUGCACCUACUACAACAUGCCACACGGAAGCGAUUCUGACCCCUUUUUGGAGGAUUUCAGUGAACAAAGUAGGGGGAAAGAUGCAAGCAGUGACAAAGGGAGAGGCUUCAGGGUAUCACCAACAAUUGACACUUCCAGAACAUGGACCAGAAAAAAUGGUAGUCUUUCUUCAUUUGCAUCAGUUGAGUUUAAAUAUCCAGACAGAAAAGUCCAUCCUGAGGGGGAGUCCUCAGCUGGGACAAUGGCAAUACCGACCUCUAGUGGAGGAGGGAAUGUAUUGCAGGCACAGGACUCCCUUGACAGACUACGAAUGAGAUGUGGCAAAUACUGUCCCAUACUAUAGAACGAAAAAGUAGACAAGAAACGGUGUCAAUGGACCUACAUACUGUAUGUGUGGUGGUUGAAGAGAGUUGUGCCUCUUAUUAGUUAAUGUCAAAAUAACAGUAGCAGCAACAACAAACGUUUUGGGUUACUGAUUCAGUGCUCCUGACUGUACAUAACUGUAUAAAGUGUUGUUACAAGUAUUAAAGGUGAUCAUUUUUCUUAUUGAAUAUAAUGCAAUACAUCAGAUACUAUUAUGCCAAGUAAACCAGAUUAUUCUGAUAGGUAUAUUUGAUUUUAUCGCUGUCUGGGUUCUUUAUCUGUGUGCAAUGCAUGUUUCAGGCAUCAAACAAAGGGACUACUGUGUGGCAUUUGAGAUCUGAUUAUUCUGUGAAAACAACAUUCAGCUUCAGAUGUCUUUAGCUGUAAGAUGUUUGAUUUAAUAAAGCAUGUUUCAUUUUUUUAAUUGUGUAACAGUUAGAAAAGGGCUUCAAUCCAACAAGGCUGUGUUCUGCUUCAGGGCAUCAUCAAUUU